UGGGACCAAAAGGAUCAACAGGUUUACCAGGAAAAAGAGGAGUUGAUGGAAAAAGUGGACUUUGUGGAUCAAAGGGAGAUUAUGGGGAGAGGGGAAAGACUGGGACCGGUGGUCUCAAAGGAGAUGUGGGAUUACAAGGUCCAAGAAGGAAGAAAGGAGUCUGGAACAAGAGGAAAAAUGGGGACAUUGGGAAAGAGGGGGUUAACUGGGUCUCCAGGAGGUAAAGGCAGACCUGGGCCUGCUGGUCCCCCUGGAGAGAAAGGUGGUAAAGGAAUAGAAGUGCCAAAGUAAAGGGAUUGCAUGGCAGCCCAGUAAAGAAAGGAAGCAGGGGAGUUAGAGGCAAACCGGGAGAAGGCCCAUUGGGACCGGAUGGACCAGUUGGAAGACCUGGAAAGCCAGCAAGUAUCCCUAUAGGCCACAUUGACUAUGACAMCC
Salvelinus sp. IW2-2015 is the source of this 435-nucleotide messenger RNA. Its product is annotated as collagen alpha chain-like. The transcript is spliced from 7 exons. The record is from RefSeq and is a predicted model, not a curated record. NCBI's taxonomy places the organism in Eukaryota, Metazoa, Chordata, Actinopteri, Salmoniformes, Salmonidae. The coding region runs from base 46 to 291 and encodes 81 amino acids.